AUGAAGCGGUUGAGCUUGAGCCUCUUUGAAACGAAAACAAACCUCAGCGGGCUCUCGACUGGUCCACUCGCCGACAGAUUGACGAGUGACGUUAUAGUCGGUUUGAAACUACACCAGAACCACAACUGCAGCGGGCUCGCGAACGAACAGCCGCGAGGCGGAAAGACAAAGAUGAAGAGCUUACUCAUUAAGUCCUGGGUGAGGGCUAAGGUGUUAGCAUGAGCAGCUAGCUUGACCAGCUGACACUUCCAGCACAAACACACGCGUUCAACGCUUACGUCCCAAGAGAUGUAUCUCACUUUUGUAGACACACGUUUGCAAAGGGACAAAGCCGCGUCCUAGAUGUUGCUCACAUGUAAAGGUUGGGCGAAUGAAACUGUUCCUCGGUCCAUGAACCCGACUCCAGACACCACUUCGUCCAACCUGAACCGUCUAUCUUCGCAGGCUGGUCGCUACAGCCGGGGGCAUGCUGGCUCGGUCCUGUAGCGCGAGGAAAGGUGCAGCAUCAUGGACGACUCGGACCAGGAUUUCGUGGAUCUCUGCUCAAAGCUGCUGAAACGAGUCCGCAGGAAACCAGGCGAGUCGAGGCCGCCGCGGAAUGCACACCAGCCCCCCAGUCAGGCGGGCGAGGGAGACAGGAGAAGGAGGAAUAACACGAAGGACGGUGACUGUGGGUCAAAGGUCACCGGGACCCAGUCUGUCUGUACUACCAGAGCAGGCCAGCGCGUGGUCAGCGGAGGGACCGAACACGCUUCGGGAGAGGCGGUGGCUCCAGCAGCAGCAGGAUCCAGGGCCGAGAGAGGUCUGACAGCGAAAGACAAAGUGCUCCUCCGGAUGCAUCAGUUCAAGAGAGCCAGUCCUCAGAGGAUGGUGCACAGAGACACAAGCCGGCCAACACACCGUGAGGUCGAUGCUGGACCGCAACCACUGCCACACAGACAAGAUCCUCCGGAACCCUGCAGCUCUGCUGUCCAGCCGGACAGUGACGAGGCGUUGGCCCUGCGGCUGCAGCGGCAGCUGGACAGAGAGGCGGCGGCGUCUGGGACGGUGCACCUGGAGGACGGAGGCCUCUUCUUCUGUCAGAUCUGCCACAGAGACCUGUCACACAUGACCCCCGAGGGGCGAACACAACAUCUGAACAGGUGUUUGGAUGAGAGUGAAGGAAGCGCCCCACCCCCUCCUCCUCCUCCUCCUGGUGUCCCUGAGUGUCCCAUCUGUGGUAAGAAGUUCAAGUCCCAGAAGAGUCGCUCGACCCACCUGAAGCGCUGCUCCUCAGACAUGGGCGUAGCUCCGGCUGUGUUGCUGCAGGUUCUACAGAGACAGGCAGAGGAGACCCAGAUCGUCUCCACUGCCAACACUGUACACAGACAGACUGGAGGCACCAAAAGGAAAGGCCCCUCUAAGCCUGGCCUCCCAGCGAGGAAGAAGCCCAGGAAGAAGACUGCUCCUCUGGAUGAAGACACCAUGGUGGCUCUGGCUCUGUCCUCCUCCCUGCUGGUACAGGAGUCUGCUGCCUCUCACACCUCCAUGACUCCAACUCUGAUGUGGAGGCCAGACGCAGCUAAAGGACGUGCUAAGAAGAAAAAGGGAGCUGCCCCUCGUCCCCCUCCGCUCCUCCUCGUUCAGGAUGCUCAGGCGGCCCUGGUGAGGCUGCAGGAACGCGUUUCUGCUCUCCUCCUACGCAACCGGGCCCCCUCUCCCCCCACCCCGACCCGCUGCCCCAGCAGUCUGCGUGGCUGUAGUAGUGCUGCCCCCCUGUGGCAGAAAAGCACACUGCUGAGCGGCAGCUCCACCCAUCUGUCUGAUUUCUACACUCAAGAGCUCAGCGAGUUCAUCACGCCUUGGGAAACGCCAAAGACUGAUGCAGCCUCCUCAAACGCCGGCAACAAGCCUGAGUCCUCUCUCCGUCCCAUCAGUGGAGGAACUCCUGUCGCAGGGACCACGGCCUCCGUCCCGCCUCCUUCAUCGCAGACUGCAGCCUCCUCCUCCUCCUCGGCUCCCUCCACCCCGGGGACAGGGCAGCUCCCGGUCGGCAGCCAGGCUCUGUGGGACCUGAUGGAGCUGGCUGAAGACGGCAUGACCCUCACACAGUGCGGAUACACCACCUCGGGCCCAGACAAAAACAAACAGAGCAGCGCCAGUCAGUCCGCAAAUCUCCACCUCAGCGGCUUUGUCCUGCAGGAGGCAGAGGAGCAGGCGGACCCGUGUGUGAGCGGCUUCCUGCCAGAAACGGCACACACAUCCUCGGAGGACACCCAGAGCCGAGCACGGGGCAAAACCCAUCAGCCAGGAGAAGAUAAAGAGCGAGGCAGCCAGCGAUCGGCAGCACUAACCAGACUUGCCUCAGACCUGAGCAGCAUGGUGAACAACCCUCAGCUCAGCGACCUGCAGCUGCAGGUGGACAGUGGAGAGGUCUACUUCGCCCACUCCUUCAUGGUGUACGCUCGCUGCCCCCUGCUGGCAGAAAUGGUACACGAAAGUGGUAUUGGUGUGCAGGAGCGAGACGCGCCCGCAGCCAAGAGGGUGUUGAUGAGUGAUGUCCCGGGACAGGCAGUGUUCGCUCUGCUGCAGUACCUUUACACCGCCCGCUGCACUGUCCCCGCCUCGCUGCGGCCUCAUGUUGUGGAGCUGUCAUCCAGGUUUGACCUGCAAGAGCUGCAGCGGCUGUGUGAGCUCCAUCAAGAGGAGGCGCCGACUCAAGGAGAUGAGGCCGACGCCACGAACCAGGACGGGAGCGUCAACGACAAAACUGACCACGCCUUCAUGGAGCUUCUCCGCUCAAUGUGGAAUGAAGAUGACGAGGAAGACGAGGGGACGGAUACUGAUGGAGGACAUAACGACGAGAGAGGGACGGAAGAAGAUCGUCAAACCGAUGAUGCUGCGUCUGGUGAAAGAGAGGUUUGUGAGGAGCAAGUGAACGAGGAAGAGUUGGAGGAGAUCUACGAGUUUGCAGCCACACAGAGAAAGAGGGAGGAGGACGAGGAAGACAGUGUGGAGGAGGAAAAGGUGCAUGGUGGAGAAGAGGUGUUGACCAAACUGGCAGAAGCUGAAAGAGACGUCGGUGAUAAAACCUUGAAGCCAAACCCUCGACUUGAGCCAGACCCCCGCCUCGAUCUCAGCUACAGCCGCCUCUUCUCAGACUCGUUGGGAGUCUACGAGGAUAAAGAAACCUGCUCCUCCUCCUCACCCUCACCCUAUGGCACACCGCAGAAACACCAGUCCUCUCAUAAACCUUCAUGUGAACUCUCCGGCAGAACUCUGCUUCAGUCCUCACCAAGCAUGCUCGACGAAUUUUCCCCCAGCCCUCCGCCUAGUACGUCCAACCGUCCUAUUCCUGGUCUGUCCCCUGGUCAAGUGGGUGGUGGCGGAGACAAGGGCACAGACGCUGUUGAAUUGUCUCUGAAGCGAGAGAGCCGAGGUAUCUGUGUUCUCCUUUCUCCUGAUUCACGUCCGAAAAAGAAGGAGCCUGAGCUCAUAGUUUUGUCCGACUCGAGCGAGGAGAUGGAGGUGGACGUUGCUGUUCUUAAUCCCUGCAGUCCUUCGCCUCAUUCCCCUUUCGCUGAUCAGAACCUGCAGAGCUACACCCACAUCAAAGAUCAGUUAGUCCCAAAGCCUACUGAACACAGCAUGGAGAAUAAAGUGUCCAGUAGUUUACAGUUGAGUCCAAGUGGUCCAUCUGCAGCCUUGGUUCAAAGUCCUACAGGUUCCGGUUGUGACCAGAGUCCAGUGGACUGUUCUCUCGAAGUCUCCUGGCUGAUCCCGUCCACACCGGUGCAGCACAGAAGAGGUACCGGGACCAGCUCCAACAAGUCCAGCUCCACCCAGACCAAAAGCAGCAUGUGCAGGACGCAGCUGUUCCCUAAACGUGAUGCUUCUUCAUCCUCUUCCCUCUGCUCAGCUUCUGGCCACACUGGCCCAACAGAGGGCAGCGUUCCCAGGUUGGAACUGGAUGAGACGGCUCCGUGCAGCUCCAGCUUGGAUGUCAACUCUUCUCCUAAAAGAACCGGUAGCUAUGAUGGAGGUAAGAACAGAGAACACCAACCUAAGCUUUCAGACGUCUCGAGCUCGACUCACCGUCAUCCCCUCCUAGCAUCCUUAAAGCACGAUACACCCCACCACGUCCAGCCACAGCCCUGCAGCAGCACUCCCCUGCAUACAGACAUCCAACAGCCCCCUGCCCCCACUGCCUCCCCAUUCAUCAGAGACCUUGAUAAGCAGAAGUUGACUAGUAAAGGAAGUAAUAGGGCGUCAUCUGAAAGCCCAGAAAGGACAGAGUUGGGGAGCUUUCAUCUUUCCCCCUCGCCCAACCCCUUGGAGCCGCCCUCUUCUUCGUCUCACAGAAGUCUUCAUAGUUCACAGAAACAAAACCAGUCGUCCGGCGAAAGCCGACGUUCUGUUGAGUCCAGCAGACAUGAGAGCACAGGGGCUGAGCUCAAGAGGGCGGGACUAAUGAACGAGGAGGGAGAAAAUAAAGACGCGUGUAAUGAAGGUGAGCAGGAAUACGCAAAUGAAGAAAGCGGAGAGGCGGAGGCUGCAGAGUCCAGCUUCCGGCAGAGUUUCAUGGAUGAGCCUCCCAUAGCUUUCAACGACUCUUGGGGCUUUGACGCCUGCGUCGAAGCCAACCCAGGCCGCUUCAGUCUUAGGCUGGAGGACAGCGGAGGAUCGAGCCAGCUGGAGCACAGCCCGGGAAGACGCGGAACGACCUCUAUCGACCGACAUCCGCAGUCAUCUAGUCACUGUAUGCAGUCCUCCUCUCCAUCCAAAGCCCUCAGCGAACAACCAACCACCAGCGUCCAGGCUUGUAGAAGCUCUUCCUUCACUCCAUCGCCACCAGACCCUAACAACAGCCUCCUGGCCACUAACGUAUGGGACAGCUGGCAGGAGGAAGAGGAGGAGCCUCCUCCUCUCUCUCAGAGGAUGAACCCCUCUGCUCAGCUCAGAACCCCAGCAUCUUCGCACAAUAAAAAGCGUCGCUCGUUGGUGCCCAUCACUCCCAUGCCCCACUACUCUGACAUGGACACACCGGACCUCAAAAACAAACUCAACAGGUUUGGCGUUCGGCCUUUGCCAAAGCGCCAGAUGAUCCUCAAACUGAAGGAGAUCCACCAGUACACCCACCAGCUGGUCAGCUCGGACUCUGAGGAGGAAACACCCACUGCGGGGUGCAACGCUCAGAUGAAGCCCCCCCCCGACUCCAGGCCGAUCUCCCGCACCCAGACGGUGAGGUUUAAAGAGCCCAGAGCGCCUUCUGCCGCCUCCCCUCAGGAACACAGAGGAGAGGAGGAGGAGGAGGAGGGAGAGCGGCUGUCUGCCUCACAGGGCUCCAACACCUCCUCCACGGCCGCCAGUGAAGAAUCUGAGAGGUCCAACCCAGAGCUGUGUCUGUCUUCCGAUGGCGACUCAGACAGCGAUGGCGGCAUCUCGGCAUCCCAGUCUGCAACUCGCCUUCAGGAUCGCCUCGGGGCCGUGCGCUCCUUUAUCCUGUCGGACCCCGGGCUGUACAGUCAGAUCCUCCAGUACCAGCCUCUGGUCCUCUCCCAGCUCCAAGAGCGACUCAAGGCGGCUGGGAUCCGGCUGGGUGCCGCCAAGCUGGUGGACUACCUGGACUCUCAGUGCAUCACCUUCACCACGGCCAAACGGGGCCGCUCCGCCCCCAGCCGCAGGGGGGGCCGCAGGACAAAGGCAGCGGGUGUGAGAGGAGCGAACAGGAAAAAAAACGUUACCGUUUCACUUUGAAAUGCAAUGACUGCAAGAAGUGGCAGGUUUUACUUCAGCCUUUGGAACAUUUGUCCGACGAUAUCUUUCAGGGAAGGAAGAAGACGUUAAUUAUUAAGUUUUAAAAGGUUCUGUUUGUCCCUGAACCUUGCUUCCUCCAAAAUAGAUUUGACCACUAUGUGGUAAACAUACAAACUGUUUCUUCAGCACAGGUUCUUCGUUUUUAAAUGUAACUUUGAAUGUUAAUAUGCCCUGUGGUCCCCGAAGGAUAAUAAUUAUACAGCAACCAAUCUUAAUCUAAAAAAGGAAUUUUACACACAAUCUAAUCAUCUUCAUCUGGAGUGGUGCGAAGAUCUAAGGUGCUAUUUCCCCUCUAUUAAUACCAAGUCAGGACAAAAAGAAUGAAACUCAAAGAAAUUCCACACAAUUCUUUUUUUGAAAGCCAUUUUACUUUUUUUUGUUCUUCAGUAGAUUUAUAUCCAAAGAUCAGCAAAGAAAUACAUACAGCAGGGCACACUUGAUAAAGGAGGAGGGGGUUCUUUUACAAGAAAAAAAUCUCACAACUUCAAUCCCAUACAUUCAAGUAGAGAGAGGCGGGGCCUUCGCAGAAGCACAACAUCAGGUCAGCGCUGUGUUCACAGUCAGGCCAGUGGUGUUGCAUUGGUGGCGGUAUUGUGUUGUGCACCCAGUUCUCUCUACAGGGCGUCAGAUCAGAUUCCACUGCCCCUUCGCACCGCAGAUCCUGGAGACGGACUCUGCUCCUCCCGUCGUCACUCCUGUGAUGCCUUCACCGAUGGAGCAUCGACACUUUGCUUCCUGUCCCGACUCGCAGCCUCAACCGGUCAUGACAGGUUGGCGAUGUUGGCAAGGAAGCGCUGAGCCCACCACUCCUCCAGGUCUAUGGGCACAAAGUCUGCACAGAGAGACACACACCAAAGGGGACAAAGGAUUAAUCCAUGUCCUGUGGUUGAUUCAUUUUGUUAAUUAUUCAUUUUGUCAUAAUGAAGUCACAACACCUGAGGGACUGUAGAAGUGCAUUCAAACACUAGCUCAUUGAGGCGUGGGCUUUUGCUUUUAUUUGGUGCUGCAUGUCAUGUUGUUAAAAAUAAUUAAAUGUUUUCUCGUAAUGUAAA
Molecule: messenger RNA, 6848 nt
Organism: Scophthalmus maximus (turbot)
Lineage: Eukaryota; Metazoa; Chordata; Actinopteri; Pleuronectiformes; Scophthalmidae
Gene: slx4
Product: SLX4 structure-specific endonuclease subunit homolog (S. cerevisiae)
Exons: 13
Coding region: 508-5736 (1742 amino acids)
Biological process (GO): interstrand cross-link repair; meiotic DNA double-strand break processing; resolution of meiotic recombination intermediates
Cellular component (GO): nucleus; Slx1-Slx4 complex
Molecular function (GO): enzyme binding
Source: RefSeq, a predicted model, not a curated record